Molecule: messenger RNA, 2262 nt
Organism: Gossypium raimondii (Peruvian cotton)
Lineage: Eukaryota; Viridiplantae; Streptophyta; Magnoliopsida; Malvales; Malvaceae
Product: SUMO-conjugating enzyme SCE1
Exons: 5
Coding region: 141-623 (160 amino acids)
Biological process (GO): protein sumoylation
Cellular component (GO): nucleus
Molecular function (GO): SUMO conjugating enzyme activity
Source: RefSeq, a predicted model, not a curated record
GCUUUAAAAGACCAAAUUCAGUCCAAUCUCUACAUCCAACAAAAAUUUGUAUAGAGAUAGAUUGCUGGACAAGACGCAGAUCUUCUUAAAAGUCUCAAGUAACACAAAGAAACAAAGUAACAGUCCCCCCCUAAAAGAUCAUGUCCGACGGUAUCGCGCGUAGCCGUCUUGCGGAGGAACGAAAAGCUUGGCGCAAAAAUCAUCCCCAUGGUUUUGUGGCUAAGCCUAUGUCAGCGCCAGAUGGGUCUGUUAAUUUGUUGGUUUGGCAUUGUGUUAUUCCCGGCAAAAUAGGGACUGAUUGGGAAGGUGGCUACUUUCCUCUUACUAUCAACUUCAGUGAGGACUACCCUAGCAAACCCCCUAUAUGCAAGUUUCCAAAUGGUUUCUUCCACCCUAAUGUUUAUCCUUCAGGAAAUGUGUGCUUAUCUAUCCUCAGCGAGCGCCAUGGGUGGAGACCCUCAAUUACAGUGACGCAAAUCCUUGUGGGCAUUCAAGAUUUGCUUGAUCAACCUAAUGCUAGCGACUAUGCACAAACAGAGGGAUAUCGGGUUUAUGUAUCUAACCCAGAUUUGUACCGGAAAAGAGUUCAACAGCAAGUCCUGCAAUAUCCACCGUCUCUCUAGUUACAUGCUAGAUCUGAUUGAACUGUUAUAACUCAUAUUGCUUUUUCGACUUCACUUUUGUUACCUAUAAUUUUAUCGACAAUCCAGGCUAUGACUAAUUUACAGACAGUGUGAUGUAUGCAUUACAUUAUUGAAAUUAGAUCCAUGCUUUUCUACCUAACAAAUCCAAGCUGAAAAUGUCUUCCAUAUUUUAAAUGGCAAUUAAUGUUUGCUUUUAUAAUAAGCAAAUGCCCCUCGACUUUGAUCCUGAGCCACACCUUUUCAGCCUUUGUAUUUGAUCUAACAGGAGCUUGCUGCACCCAAUGUUGAGAAUGACAAGUGUCUAAUAAGAGAUUCAUCCACUUUUUUUAUUGUUUAUUUGUUUAUAUUUAUGGAUUAGUGUCUAAUAAGAAAAAAGGCACGGUAGAAGCAAGGAAGGAAAUAUAAAGAGGCAAUAAGUAGAAUUGAGCUGAUGCAAAUUUUGCUUGAUUUAUGUAUUGAUGUCUUUUUUUUGAUGGGUCAGAAAAGGAAUUCAAUAUAUUAUAAGAGUGUCCCAUGAAUCAAGUUAAUCAUAAAGAUAGUCGGUACCUUAAUCCUAGUCCUAUCAUUCAAGUCAACCCCGGUACGUUUCCUUCAAUUCAUGUCCGUGGCAAAUAUUAUGCUUAUAGAUAUGUAUCCCAAGUCAAACACAGUAAUUUUUAUUUUAGUAUUUUGAUCUAAAAAUUCUGUAGCACGAUUCUUUUUACUAUGACAAUUCCAACAUAAAAUUCAUUGACCAUGGUCUUACAUUUCAAGUUCUAGAAGAAAGCAGUAAAACGUGCAGCGUUCCAAAUUUUAAUCUAAAGUUACUUUGCUUUGUUUGUCUAAAUACAUAAAAUAUUCAGCAGCCAAAUAUUGCUGGCUUAGACUUAAUUUUCAAACAAUGAUAGUGUGAAUGGUGUGUUUUGACAUUCUCCACCAAGCAACCUUUGAUGUGAAUAACUUUUUUAUGUGCAGGCUUUUCUCAACUUGUUGAUAUUAUUAUCUAUUAGAGGAUUCCAUGACUUGGUGUGAAGGACCGUAAUUGAUGUGCAAUCCUUCACACCAAGUUUUUGUUCGAUUACCAACCAUUUAUAUACAUCAUAAUAUUAAAACUGCAUGAAAUUUUAUCUAACACUAAUUUUGUUAGGAUUUGGGAAUUUUGCGAUUGGGAGCAUCAAGUUAGAAGCAUUUCCAACGAUCGCAUUGGGAAGCAUCUAAUCUAGAAAAUUGACCCCUACACCAACAAAAACUUGACGCGACUGUCGACACUUGUUUUUGUUGCUGAAUCCAAUCCAUUGACAAAUAUAUAUUCAACAUCCCCCCACCCUUUUUUUUUAAGCAUAUUGAACGGUGACUAAGAUUUGGCAUUUGGCAUCUCACCUUUUUGUCUUUUCUAUUACAGGGUCUUUCUUUGUUUUCUUCCUUCCCUUCUUCUAUCUUUGUUCUUCUUUUGACUUUUCUCCUGGUGGUCUUGAUUUUGAUAAUUCAACUGUUAAACGAUAGCGUACGUUAGGUUUUUUUGUCUAAACCAAAAGGCAAAACCGUUUCGAAAGGAUCAAGUGUUAUUUGAUUCUAUACAGUGUAAAUUACAUAUAGUUGAGAAGGCAAUAUACAUGGCAAAAGCCCAAUUGUCAGUCAA